This is a messenger RNA of Symbiodinium pilosum, 1881 nucleotides long. NCBI's taxonomy places the organism in Eukaryota, Dinophyceae, Suessiales, Symbiodiniaceae. The record is from the annotation of a GenBank genome assembly.
AUGAGUUCAAGCCAGAUGGACAAAUAUCAUGUUUUGCAUCUGGUUGGUCAAGGAUGCUUUGGCAAAGUAUACAAAGGAAGGCGCCGGCACACGGGCCAAAUUGUGGCCAUGAAGUUCAUAUCCAAGCGAGGCAAGCCAGAAAAAGACCAGCAACAGCUUCGCCUUGAAAUAGGAAUUCUGCAGCGUCUAGAGCACGAAAACAUAAUUCGUUUGUUGGAUUGGUUUGAGACUACCACAGACUUUGUGGUCGUGACGCAGUUUGCAUACGGCGAACUGUUUGAAAUUUUCCAGGACGACAAGCGCUUGCCAGAAGCGGAAGUCAGCAAUAUAGCUCGGCAAUUGGUCAAAGCACUGAAUUACUUGCAUUCUCAGAAAGUGAUUCAUCGCGACAUGAAGCCGCAGAAUGUUCUCAUUGGUUCCAAUGGCACAGUGAAGCUGUGCGACUUUGGAUUCGCACGGGCAAUGUCCAGUGACACAACCGUACUCACGUCUAUCAAGGGCACACCGCUGUACAUGGCACCUGAGCUGGUGCAAGAGCAGCCAUACGACGGUAGCGUGGAUUUGUGGUCAUUGGGCGUUAUCUGCUACGAGCUGUUUGUGGGGCAGCCACCUUUUUACACCAAUUCGUUGAUGGCAUUGAUCCGCCUGAUCGUGGAGAAGCCUGUGCGUUUUCCGGAGUCGAUGUCACAGACUUUCCGGUCCUUUUUGCAAGGUUUGUUGCAAAAGGACCCGAAGAUGCGGCUUGGGUGGCCAGAUUUGCUGCAUCACCCGUUUGUCGCAGACCCAGGACAGCUGGCAUCAGCUACUGACAGGGCGUCUGCAGCACGGCAAACGUCGCAAGCUAGCCAACAAGCUCCUGUUGCAAAGGGGCUGGAAAUUUUGCCCCCGCCCGAACCCUGGGAGAAUGUAGCGAGACGUCCGGAUGAGACGUCGAACUUCCACGGUGAUUUGCAAGUGCUGAAUGCAGCCUUGCGGACAAUCAGCCCGGAACAGUUCAGUCCUCACGGUCUUCUGCGGUUAGUGGGUUUGCUGGCGGCAUGGAAGGAGUUCCUGGAAUGCGAUGUGGCGACCUUGAGGUCAAGCAUGUCAUUGUUGAAGUCUGUGGUUGGUCUGUCGGCUACGAGCGCCGCAGGAAUGCCACUAGCCAACGGCGUGCAGGCCGGCGUUGAGCUGCUCUUGCAGAUCUUCGAAUCCAUUGCCAACAACGCGGACAUAGCAGAGUUGCAACAGACAUUCCAAGCGUAUGGAAUUGUGGCUGCGCUUUUGAAGUUUCUCGCCGGAGCUCCUGUUGAACAAGGAAGUGAUUCCUGCUCUCCAGCAAUUUCGUGCGCGCUCCAACUUUUGGCCGUGCUAGUGUUGCAUCACCAUUUGCUGGCUUACGAGUUCGUGCAGCGUGGAGGUCUGCAGAUGGUGGUCAGUCGGCGGCUGCUUUCCCCAGAGUUGGCCACAACAUCCAGAGAGGAUGCCAAUGUGGUCGUUGACGUCUUGGUGAUCAUUUCGCAGCUGGCUCGGCUGUCUCAGGACUAUUACCCACUGUUGCGCAGUAUGCAUCUGUGCUCGUCACUGCGAGACCUGCUCACGUGUGGCAAUGCCAACGUCCGGGCUAAAGCUUUAAACGCUGUGGGAAACAUGGUGCGGCAUUCCGACGAGUUCUACGACGGCAUGUUGCAGGACGGAAUCAUCCACCGACUGAUCGACCUUUGCGACGACAAUGACUCCGCUUGCCGCAAGUUUGCCUCCUUUGCUUUAGGGAACUCUGCGUUUCACUCUGACGCCCUCUACCGGGACUUGGCUCCAGCAGUCCCACGAUUGCUCCGAAGCUUGAUGCAGAAUGAGCAUAUUCUCAGGGAAUUUCAGGUGUAUCUAGGGGAACGGAUAUGA